AUGAAGAUUUUGGUAAAGAUCGUGCUUCUAUUUGCCAUUGCAUCUGUAGUAGAGCUAAAAUCAGAUUCGAAAAAGCAAAAGCGCGGAGUAACAUUUUUUGGAUCGCCUGAUUUAUUUGGAAUCGUGCCAGCAUUUGGUCCUGCAUCAUGGGCUCCUUCAAAUUUUGCGGCUUCAGCCUGGAAUCCAUCGAGGAAUCCAGAUGUAGCGCUCGCUCAAGUUCAAACUCAAGCCACUCACGAUGUGGCACUUCAGGCUUUGAAAGAUCCGGCGCCUGGUACACCCAGUAUCGCAUAUCCGCCGGAAGUUUUAAGAACAAUUCAACAAGCAAAAAACGCGAACAAUAACGUAGCUCUGGCCCAGCAUAAAGUUGCGGAAGCGAAACACGCCGCGGUGAUUCAGCAGAAAAUUGCAUUAGCAAAGGAGGCAGCAGCAAGGGAAGCUGCUGCAAGGUCGCAAGAAAUUUCCCAACAUGUCGAAGCCGAAGCUAAAGCCAGCGCUCGGCAACUAGUAGCGUUGCAACAGAGAUUAGCCACCUUAAAAGGAGCUGCAGCAGCUGCUCAGAAGGUAGCGGCAGCGAGAGAAGCCGCUGCAGCUGUGGCGAUUCAAAAAACCGCAGCUGCAACUGCAGCCGAAUUACAAAAGCAAGAUGUUGAUAAACAGAUUAAUCAGAGUGAACAGGAAGCUAAGGAAAAGGAUAUAUUAGCUGCGAAAGAAAAUGCAAUAGCAGCUGCGGUUCACCAAGCGAGCUUACAAAAACAGUUACAUCAUCCUUGGAAUUGAAAAUUAUUUUAUGUCUUUUGCGGAUAUCAAUAUAAGAAUAUAUUUAUGGUGGCGG
Camponotus floridanus (Florida carpenter ant) is the source of this 835-nucleotide messenger RNA. RefSeq names its product antifreeze protein Maxi-like. NCBI's taxonomy places the organism in Eukaryota, Metazoa, Arthropoda, Insecta, Hymenoptera, Formicidae. The transcript is spliced from 5 exons. Bases 1 to 780 code for a protein of 259 amino acids. The record is from RefSeq and is a predicted model, not a curated record.